AUGGAGGCCUCCUUCGGCCCCACCUUCUCAGCCGUGGUUCCUGGAGCUAAAACGGAAGCUUCCGGUACCUACAAGCAGCACCGUCGUACCCCCUCCUCCUCCAGUACCCUCACAUACUCACCACGAGAUGACGAGGAUGGCAUGCUCCCCAUCAGCACCCCGAGGCGUUCUGACUCUGCCAUCUCGGUGCGUUCCCUCCUGUCUGAGUCCAACAUGUCUCUCCGCUCAACCUUCUCUCUUCACGAGGACGACGACGACACGGAGCCCCUGGUGUUUGCAGAGCAGCCGUCAGUGAAGCUGUGUUGUCAACUCUGCUGCAGCGUCUUCAAAGAUCCUGUCAUCACCACCUGUGGGCACACCUUCUGCAGACGAUGUGCCUUGGCCUCCGAUAAGUGUCCGGUGGACACGGCUAAGAUGACGGUGGUGGUGAACAACAUAGCGGUAGCAGAACAGAUAGGGGAGCUCUUUAUCCACUGUAAAUACGGCUGCCGUCUCUUAAACACCAGCCCCACUUCUCCUAACGGGGCCGGUGGAGGGGCUUCCCCUAACGGGGCCGGUGGAGGGGCUUCUCCUAACGGGGCCGGUGCUACUGCUGGUAGGGGUGAAGGGACACCUAAGAUGGGAGUGUCUGGGAGCUUUGAGGUGGAUCCAAUGGGCUGUCCUUUUACCAUCAAGCUCACCACACGCAAGGAGCACGAGGUGAGCUGUGACUACCGUCCAGUGCGCUGUCCCAACAACCCCUCCUGCCCUCCUCUACUCACCAUGAACCUGGAGGGACACCUUAAGGAAUGUGAACACAUCAAGUGCCCUCACUCCAAAUACGGCUGUACGUUUAUAGGUAACCAGGAUACGUAUUCCACCCAUCUGGACCUGUGUAAGUUUGAAGGCCUGAAGGAGUUCCUGCAGCAGACAGAUGACAGGUUCCAUGAGAUGCAGGUGACCCUGUCUCAGAAGGACCAGGACAUUGCCUUCCUGAGGUCCAUGUGAGGGAAACUGUCUGAGAAACUAGACCAGCUGGAGAAGAACCUGGAACUGAAGUUUGGUAUGACUGAAGGGGAAGGGGUGUACGGGUUACCGGGUGUGUGGCGUACGGGGUACCGGGUGUGUGGCGUACGGGGUACCGGGUGUGUGGCGUACGGGGUACCGGGUGUGUGGCGUACGGGGUACCGGGUGUGUGGCGUACGGGGUACCGGGUGUGUGGCGUACGGGGUACCGGGUGUGUGGCGUACGGGGGUACGCGGGUGUUGUGGCGUACGGGUCGGGUACCGGGUGUGGGGGCGUACGGGAGUGUGGGGGGCGUAUGGGAUACAGGAUGCAGGGCGUACGGGAUGCAGGGCGUACGGGAUACGGGAUGCGGGGCGUACGGGAUACGGGAUGCGGGGCGUACGGGGAUGCGGGAUGCGGGGCGUACGGGAUGCAGGGCGUACGGGAUACGGGAUGCAGGGCGUACGGGAUGCGGGAUGCGGGGCGUGCGGGAUGCGGGGCGUGCGGGAUGCGGGGCGUACGGGAUGCGGGAGUCAGGGUGUACUGGAUGCGGGAUGCAGGGCGUACGGGGAUGCAGGGCGUACGGGAUGCGGGGCGUACGGGAUGCGGGAUGCAGGGCGUACGGGAUGCGGGGCGUACGGGAUGCGGGAUGCAGGGCGUACGGGAUGCGGGAUGCAGGGCGUACGGGAUGCGGGAUGCAGGGCGUACGGGAUGCGGGAUGCAGGGCGCGUCCCUCCUCCAGCCUAUGACCCCCAGCAGAUCUUUAAAUGUAAAGGGACGUUCGUAGGUCACCAGGGGCCAGUCUGGUGUCUGUGUGUCUACUCUACAGGGGACCUGCUCUUCUCUGGCUCCUCGGACAAAACCAUCAAGGUGUGGGAUACCUGCACGACCUAUAAAUGUCAGAAGACUCUGGAGGGUCAUGAUGGAAUCGUGCUGGCACUGUGUAUACAGGGGAACAGACUGUAUAGUGGCUCAGCUGACUGCACCAUCAUAGUGUGGGACGUCCAGACCCUGCAGAAGGUGAACACUAUCCGUGCCCAUGACAACCCGGUGUGUACGCUGGUGUCCUCCCACAGCAUGCUGUUCAGCGGAUCCCUGAAGGCCAUCAAGGUGUGGGACAUAGUGGGGACAGAGUUGAAGCUGAAGAAGGAGUUAACAGGACUGAACCACUGGGUUCGUGCUCUGGUGGCGUCUCAGAACCACCUCUACAGUGGAUCAUACCAGACCAUCAAGAUCUGGGACAUCCGUUCUCUGGACUGUGUCCAUGUCCUCCAGACCAGUGGGGGCAGUGUCUAUUCCAUCGCUGUCACCAACCAUCACAUCGUCUGUGGCACCUACGAGAACCUCAUACACGUCUGGGAUAUAGAGUCUAAGGAGCAGGUCCGUACCCUAACGGGUCACGUGGGGACAGUGUACGCUCUAGCGGUUAUCUCUACACCAGACCAGACCAAGGUGUUCAGCGCCUCCUAUGACCGCUCACUCAGGGUGUGGAGCAUGGACAACAUGAUCUGUACCCAAACCCUUCUCAGACACCAGGGGAGUGUAACUGCCCUGGCCGUCAGCAGGGGGCGCCUCUUCUCUGGAGCCGUCGACAGCACCGUCAAGGUGUGGACAUGUUAGAGGAUGCUGAUUGGUUGAGAGGUUGCUGUCGAGGAGAGCAGCUGUAUGUUCCCACCUCAGUGGACCACCCUGUGUCAAACGGACCAUAUG
Messenger RNA from Salvelinus fontinalis (brook trout), 2694 nucleotides. RefSeq names its product TNF receptor-associated factor 7 (gene traf7). The transcript has 18 exons. Gene Ontology annotation, molecular function: protein binding. Gene Ontology annotation, cellular component: nucleolus. The record is from RefSeq and is a predicted model, not a curated record. NCBI's taxonomy places the organism in Eukaryota, Metazoa, Chordata, Actinopteri, Salmoniformes, Salmonidae. Gene Ontology annotation, biological process: Notch signaling pathway; ribosomal large subunit assembly.